Schistocerca gregaria is the source of this 5233-nucleotide messenger RNA. RefSeq names its product neural Wiskott-Aldrich syndrome protein-like. NCBI's taxonomy places the organism in Eukaryota, Metazoa, Arthropoda, Insecta, Orthoptera, Acrididae. Bases 66 to 386 code for a protein of 106 amino acids. The record is from RefSeq and is a predicted model, not a curated record. The transcript is spliced from 3 exons.
AGAUAGCCGCGGGCGUCGCCUGAGGCCGGAGCUUGCCGCCGCCAGCCAGCCAGCCAGCGCGCACGAUGCGGUCGGGCGCCGCUGUGGGUCUUUGCCUGGGCGCCGGCUUCGUCGCGCUCGCCUUCGGGGUCGCCGUCGUCUGCUGGGCCGCCUGUCCCAGGAGGAACAGGGGCAGGAGGCCGCAGCGCCGGCGCCGCCCCCGGCCCGCGCCGCCCCCGCGACCGGCCCUCGCCGCCCCCGGCGUCGCCGUCGCGACGCUGCCCUGGGAGCAGCCGCCCGCCGCGCACGCCGCAUUCUGCCCCUGGGGACAGCCUCCGCCCCCCUAUCCCGUUGACGACGACGUGGAGGCGGAGGCGCAGGCGCAGGCGGAGAGGCGCAAGUUCUAGUCCAGCGUGGCGAGCAGGGUGCGGCCUGAUCCACCAUUGUUUUACUCGUCACUUACUUACAAGGUGCCCCGGUUAAUGGACAGCGGAAGUGCUGUUUACAAGAGACGCUUCGGCCACCUUGCGACACAGGUUUCAGAGCACGGCGACGGACUUUGGGAGCUCUCUGAGACGGCGAGAUUUUACUGCCUCGGACGACAGCGUUCUCUCCGCUGAGCACCCCAUCAACUCGUGCACUGUACGGUGUUGCUCCAUCUUACUUUUAAAGUGUCCACGCAGACGUGCACAUUCUAUUAAUUAAUUCGCAAAUUAAUUGUUAUUUAGAUCACGUUUCCACGCAGUGUCGAAAACACGUUAAAGGUCACAUUUAUUUUGGCUACCGUUUAGGCUGGGGUGAUGUAUGUCGAUGACUGAAAGAGACUUCAUGUUAUGUGACAGAGGAAGGAAAUAUGCUGCUGUGCAGCAAGUGGGACACUGCUUUUCGAGUGCCAAAAGUGUCUGCUGAUCCAGGUGCCCCCAUUUUAGCACACGGUACUUCAAACAGUCCAAGCGAGCAGCCUAUGUAGUGCAUUCCAGAUGGGCUAACACACUCGAUCAAAUACCCUCGAAAGUGGCCGAGUAUAGAAAACGCUACUAGGGGAGGGGGGUUGGACCAUAACACUUAAAUGUUUUUUCAUCGCAGCAUGAUGCACGCUGUUGAAACUUUUCUAGCUACUACAACACAUUUGACGACGCAACAAUGAGAAUUUGAGUACAUGUGUGAAUGCAAUCUACAUCCGUAGUUUCGACAUUUUUAUGCUGUACGUCCCCCUUUUGAAUUUCCUGUAUGAAAGUCAGUGAAGACUACAGACAGGGACUUUCCGUAAAAUACAAAUGUCUUAUUCUUCUUAUACUUUUGUACAUAUGUCUAACUACCCUUUCAAGUAUCUGGUACGAAGCGAGACGUUGUAGAAUUUAAAACACCAAUCUCACAUCGAACUGUUGUGUACAGUAGUCUAGGUUUCAUCCGUUUGUUCUGCCUUUUUCUUCCUCUUCUUUAUCCAGAUUACUUCAGGCCGAUCGUAGGGUGAUUUUAAACACAGAGAACUGUGCAGUUCCUACCUCCCUCCAUGUCCAAACAAUUAAACGCACCAUCUGUAGUUACACAGAUGUUUGUGAGUCACCAGGUUCUGAUGAGGGUGUAGCUGGCUUAUAACGGACGUGUAUUUCACCGAAAUUCCCUUCUUUCAAUAUGUAACUGUUUUUUCCUUAUUUUAUUUUUUUCCCUUUAGCUGAUAGUGUCAUUGUUCUCGUGUUAUUGGCGUCUUCUUGUGGUUCUUCAGAGAAAAUUAUCAGGUUUUUAACGCCUUUCAAAUGUCAGAGUUCUUCAAGUUUUUCUGAUCGACUUCUAGAAUUCAGAAUUUCAUCGCGGUAAUCUCGCAUAUACGCGUAUCUGCAACGUGUCUAUCGUGAAACAUUUUACACGUCUUUCUCAAUUUGUGCAGCUUUUUAUCUUGCUAGUCGAGAAGCCAUUCACGAUAGUUUAUGUAGAAAGCAGUAUCCAUGAGUCGUUAAGCGCUUCACAAUGACGCAGUAUCCAUGUUGGUGUACUAUAUCCUCUCUGAAUAAGUAAGAGGCUUCUGACGCUGUUACUUCUCAAAGUGUCACUUUGAACUGUCAUUCAGUGUGAUACUCGUUUUCUGAGAUUGUGCCUUCCGUAUACUUAUGUGUACGAUAAAGAUCGCUCAGUAGGACUUGACUCCGAGAUAGGAACCCUCAUGUUUUGUUUCGAGCAGAACUCGAUGUUAAUAAAACCUACACGUGAUCCUGCUGUUUGUCGCCUCGCUUUCAUUAUCACUCUUUGCUACUUAUGCCCUGAACCUGUUAAUUAACAUUAAGUUGUGCCUUUUUUGAAUAAAAUUUAUUUGGUUUUUGAGCCGCAUCGUUAUAAACAGCUAAAUUGCCGACGUUCCGAUCGAUUUGCUAAAGUCAUCGUCAGGACGGUAUUACGUUGUGCCAUGUCGUUAUGAGCAGCUGACUGUACGAGCAACAACUCUCCUUGCUUGCCACACCUGUACAUUACCUGAGCUUGACGCCGGUGUUUUCCUGCCCGGCACAUGGUGCUUGUUGGCAGGGACUGUACGGGUGCCGGUGGCCAGUGCCUGCACGUGUUGUCUCUCUCAUCUACGAUCGUCUCCUUGACACUUCUUCAGUAAACGUUUAAUAAGGAAAACACUGUCGUAUUAUCUUACUAAGGAGAUUGUCUGUUCUCCUGUAUCCUCAUAAUUUUAAUACUAUUAGUGAUGCUCGGUCAACUAAUAAUUUUUAUCUUUUUGUCACAUCGUUAAGCGCAAGUGGAGAGCGUUAUUGAAGUUAUUUGGGUGAUGAUUUUCCUCUCUUCGUCUAGCAAUAUCUCUUCAUCUUGCCCCUGAAGUUUCUCAUCCGUUCUUCCCCCCAGGUUCUGUUGGUUCCUGUUCUCGGUACUGAUGAUUCUCGACUGGCAUUCUGAAUGCCUCAGUGUUCUGUAACACACCAUCUGUGACGCUCAUUUCCUGAUCAUCUCACUGAGUUUCAAUCACCAACGUUCACUGAGGUGACAAGACGGACAAUUGUUUUCGUCAGUCUGUAAUCACUCAUUUUAAAAAUGGAAACAUAAAAUUUCAAACGUCUUUUCCAGAAAGAGUCAGAGAUUUUCUCAGCAUGCUGACAUAAUUCCUGAUAUUUCCAUUUCAAUCAAAUUCUGUCGAAGGAGGCUGGACCCAUUCCGUAAAAUUUUUCUUUUUUCUAUUUUUAACUCGUGAAUUAGUGACCUUCCUCCUAUAUUUCGAUGGGUAUAAUGCUUGCGGUUUGAUUACUACGUUAGAAUGACUCAGUCUUGCGUUUCGGGCUUUUGAUUUUUCGUUUUAUCUCUUGCAAGUCAUUCUGUAGGUCCUUUGCAGUUUAGAUACACUUGCUUUAUUUGGUUCACAUUUUACUGUUGAAGGUUGGAUUAUUACCUCCAUAUAUCUGAAUUUAGUGCGGUAUCUGAAAUAUUUUGGUGAAUUGAGUUGUCCAGCUAGGUGCCGAAGAAUUUCUGACGUGUCGAGUUUUUACGUAUGAAAUUAUGUAAUCCAGUUUUAGCUGGAGUUUCAUGAACUGUAAGAUGUAAGAAAAUACAGCCAGUGAAUUUUAUUUUCGUGUAAUCUGUCAAUUCUUUUAUUUGUCCUACAUUCUGAUUACUUUUUUGAAUACAAGACUGAAAAAUAUUGGGGAAGAGGAUAGUUCAUCUUUCUGUUGGGCUGCUGUUUUAGUAUUAAAAAUAGAGAAAGUUCGCCUGAGAAUUUAAGUUUUGAUGUGUGUUGUGCAUUUCUGUCUUCUUUGAUUUUUUUAUUGUAUGUCCCCGUAUCGAUAAAAAGGAAAGAGAAGUAUUUCAUUUUCGAAUUUAAAGAGUAUUGAGAGUGCUUGGAAUGACAGAAUCCUUUCGUUUGUGGAGACAGGAACAUGUUGUGUUCUUCAUGUGUGAACUUGUUUGCAUUGUGAGUGCUCUAAACAAAAUCGCUGCAGAUAUUAAAGAGCGCAUUAAUUUGUGAUGCUUCAGUUCCAUUGAGAGAGUUCCACGAAAACGCGGAUUUUAUCGCGAAAGGAAAAGAAAUUUAGGGUUCAGCGACCAGAGAAGCUUCUUCCGAACGAGAUUCUGCGAUCUCACCAGAACGUCUUUUCCAGAAUGAGGAGGGUGCCUUAGUGACCGAGCCAUGUGCGCUGAACCAGUGAGCACGGAGUGGAACAUUCUAAGUUGUACAAACUGAAAGACUACCAGUCUGUUUAGCCACAGAAAUAUGGCUCACCCACGACAGAGGAAAUGCAUAAAUGAUGCGUCCUCCUUCGGGUUGUUCUAGUAGCGAACAUGGAGACAUAAACAAGUUAAGCGCAGCAUACACCGAGCCGUUUGGUUAGCCGUUUGAAAUGGCUUGUAUGUAUCUUUUGGAAUAUUAUUCCUGCGAAACAGCGAUCAGAAAAUGUUUGUAAAUAAAUACAGUCUAGAAUUGGAUCUAAGUUUUCAAAAUUUGUUAAUUAGGUGACCGGCACAGAUCGUGGUACUGUCAUCACAGGAGGGAGUGGCGUGGAGCAGCGCGCUAUGCAGCCAUGAUAAACGCGGCUGUGGCCUGCAGUUUCACGGCCUCGUGACGAUUGUACCACAAUCGAAACCGGUCGGCUGAUUAAUAAAUUUUAAAAAACCGACAUGCGGUCCUAGGCUGUUUUUAUUUACAAACUUUUAAGUGGUUUGCAUGUCUCUCAAGUCUGGUUGUCCAAUCACGAUUUUUUUUAUACUUAAAGUUAUUUCCAGGUCGCUUCAUGUUUUAAUAUGCCAUGAAUUGUGAUAACACGGACACACACACGCACAGCUUUACUUACCACCGCCCCCUACCUACAACCGACGUGGGCAGCUGUUUCUCGUAUCAGAGGAAUACGUCUCUGAAACUGACCUCUUUUUAUACGCCACUACGGAGUCAACCUACCCUCUCAUUCACGGUUGCUUUCCUUUCACUGAACAGACCAUCUAUUCAUUCUCUGCUCAGUUCAGCGGCAAUAGUAAUCUGAGAAGCAUUCUCUUGCAUGCAGUUCUCACUGACUUUUGUAGCACAGAUCGAGCCACAACCGUGCAAGCAAGGUCAGAAAACAGUCUGCGUGCAAGCAAGGUCAGAAACCAGUCUGGUUCACUCAACGCACGUACAAAUUUACUGCACUAGGAUGUGAACUGUAGAACCUCUACUAUAUUUGUAAGUUACAAUGAUUGCUGUAGAUUUAAUGAUCAAACAAUGUACUGUAAAUUACGAUGAUUGCUAUAGAUGUACUGAGUAGGCAAUAAAAUGUUUAACGAUAUUACAAAACAA